Messenger RNA from Cryptosporidium muris RN66, 5784 nucleotides. RefSeq names its product DNA-directed RNA polymerase II subunit RPB1, putative. The coding region runs from base 1 to 5784 and encodes 1927 amino acids. Gene Ontology annotation, cellular component: RNA polymerase II, core complex. Gene Ontology annotation, biological process: transcription by RNA polymerase II. The record is from RefSeq and is a predicted model, not a curated record. Gene Ontology annotation, molecular function: DNA binding. The transcript has a single exon. Lineage: Eukaryota; Apicomplexa; Conoidasida; Eucoccidiorida; Cryptosporidiidae.
AUGUCGACUGCUUUGGAGUUGAACAAUCCAUUCAGUAAUAAGGAACUGAAAAAAAUAUACAGUAUAGAAUUUGGAGUACUAUCUCCUGAUUUGAUCCGUCGCUAUUCAGUUUUGGAGGUAACUAUAUCAGAUUUAUAUGAGAAUGGGAAACCUAAAUCUGGGGGUCUAAAUGAUCCUUUGAUGGGAACUAUUGAUUAUCACGUUUUGUGUGAGACAUGCCAUAUGGAUAUAAAAACGUGCCCAGGUCACUUUGCUCACAUAGAACUGGGCAAACCAAUGUUUCAUAUUGGCUUUGUAAGUGUAGUAUUGAAGAUUCUGCGCUGUGUAUGUUUUGCGUGUUCCAAAUUAUUUAUAGAUCCUAUGGAUCCUAAAUUCAAGGUUAUACAGAAGACACGAAAUCCUCACUUGCGACUCCAGAGGCUUGUAGAAAUUAGUAAAACAUAUUCAAGAUGUGUCAUAUCUAGUGAUGGUUCUGGAUGUGGAUUUGUUCAACCACAGAUAUCCAAGGAUGGAUAUAAUUUGUACAUUAGACAACACGAAGAAAGUCGCAAUAUGGAUGAUGAAUCUACUGACUCUCGCAGAAUGCUCAGCGCCGAAGAAGUCUUAAAUAUAUUUAAGAGGAUAACAGAUGAAGAUAUGAAGUUACUUGGGUUUGAUCCAAAACGUUGUAAUCCAUGCUGGUUUGUUACUACUAUACUACCUAUUCCUCCACCAGCAGUACGACCCUACGUGCAGUUUGGAAGUGAUAGAAGUGAAGAUGACUUGACUCUCAAAUUACAGCAAAUCGUGAAGCUUAAUGAGAAUUUGAAAAGACAAAUUAGGCUAGGAUCUCCAGAUCAUAUUUUAAAUGAAAUGAUUGCAGUAUUACAAUACCAUCUGGUAACUCUCGUAAACAACGAUCUACCAGGUUUACCUCAAUCUAGGACACGAAGUAAUAGACCUAUAAAAUCUCUUAGAGCUAGGCUAAAAGGAAAAGAUGGUAGAAUUAGAGGUAAUCUGAUGGGUAAAAGGGUGGAUUUUUCUGCUAGAACUGUUAUUACUGGAGAUCCAAACUUAUCUGUGGAUCAGGUAGGAGUCCCAUAUUCAAUAGCUAUGACAUUGACAUAUCCCGAAAUUGUAACUCCUUACAACAUUGAAGAGCUGAAGGAAUUAGUUGAAAGAGGGCCAUAUGAAUGGCCAGGAGCAACAAGUAUUGUUCAAGAUGAUGGGACAAAAAUAGACUUACGAUUCUGCAACAGAAGCAAUAAUAAUGCAAAUUGUGUUUUACAAUAUGGUUGGAAAGUUGAACGUCAUAUGAAAAAUGAUGACUUGGUUUUAUUUAAUAGACAACCAAGUUUACAUAAGAUGAGUAUUAUGGGGCAUAGGGUGAAGAUCUUGCCAUAUUCAACCUUUAGAUUAAAUCUUUCAGUUACAUCACCUUAUAAUGCAGAUUUCGAUGGUGAUGAGAUGAACUUGCAUUUAGCUCAAUCCUAUGAGACGCGUUCUGAAAUUAAGCAUCUAAUGAUGGUUCCCAAACAAAUUGUUUCUCCUCAAGGAAAUCGACCAGUCAUCGGUAUAGUUCAGGAUUCUUUAUUGGGACUUUUUCUAUUAACUAGAAAGUCUACAUUUUUAACAAAAGAUAGAUUUUUGCAGUUAUUGCUCUGUAUUCCAUACUGGAAUGGUAUUAUUCCUCCACCUGCAAUUUUAAGGCCUCAACCACUAUGGACUGGUAAGCAAAUCAUCACCGUACUCUUAACUUUUACUACAGACUUAGGAGAACCAAUAGAACUAAAUUUAAUGAGGGAUGGUAGUAUUGUUAAUAUUAGAUCAUCAAAUACUUCUGGAAACAAGAGCGAGAACAAAGAUGAAGCCAAAGAAACCAUUAUAAAUAAUCCUUGGAUUUCGGAAUAUGAUAAUCAGGUUCUCAUCCAACAAGGAGAACAUAUCUGCGGUAUUAUAACUAAGAAGAUUGCUGGAUCUUCCUCUGGAUCACUAAUUCAUAUUUUGUGGAAUGAGAUAGGGCCUGAAAAGACGGGACUUUUCUUAACUUAUACUCAAAUGGUUGUAAAUACUUGGCUUCUAGAACAUGGUUUCACUGUUGGAUGUCAAGAUAUCCAACCCUUAAACUUUACUUUAGAGAAGAUUAUGACAUCCCUGGAAAAUUCCAAACUCCAUGUACAGCAGAUAAUUAGAAGGGCUCAAAAAGGUCAGUUAGACUGUCAACCUGGUAAAAGUUUGGUUGAAUCUUUUGAAGCUCAGGUCAAUCAAGAACUUAACAGUGCUCGUGAAAUGUCAGGAAUAAUUGCAACUGAGAAUUUGGAUCCAUCUAAAAAUAAUAUGAUUGCCAUGGUACAAUGUGGAAGUAAAGGUUCUACUAUUAAUAUAUCUCAGAUUAUGGCCUGUGUGGGUCAGCAAAAUGUAGAGGGCAAACGAAUUCCUUUUGGUUUUAGGGACAGGAGUUUACCUCAUUUCCUCAAAUAUGACUAUGGCCCAGAAAGUAGAGGAUUUGUAUCUAACUCUUAUUUAUCUGGUUUGACACCUCAGGAAGUAUUCUUUCAUGCUAUGGGAGGUAGAGAGGGUAUUAUUGAUACAGCUUGUAAGACAUCUGAGACUGGUUAUAUUCAGAGGAGACUUAUUAAAGCUAUGGAAGAUUGUAUGGUUCAGUAUGAUCGUACAGUUCGAAAUUGCUGUGGUGAUAUCAUUCAAUUUUUAUAUGGAGAAGAUGGUAUGGCAGGAGAAUUUAUUGAGGACCAGGUAAUAGAGCUAUUACAAAUGGACCCUUCUGUAUUUCAACAUAAGUACAGGCACAAUAUGGAACACCCCCGUUGGGGCUCUAACUGGCAAGGAGUGUCUUCAAAUACAAUAAAGAAUUUACAGUUUGAUCUUGAGUCUCAGAAUAUACUUAACACAGAAUAUAAGCAACUCGUUUUAGAUAGAGAACUACUAGGACAAGAUAUUUUUCCAGAUGGUGAAACCAGGCAACAUCUACCAAUAAAUAUUGGAAGAAUUAUACAAAUGGCUCAACAAAAAUUUCCAAGGUAUAAUGUUGAUGAUGAUUCUGGCAGAUUUGAAUGGGGACCUGUAACUAUAAUUAAGCAAGUAGAAGGAUUAUUGGAUAAGUUACUCUUAUGGAAGAAUAUGUCUACAAAAGACAACUUGGAUAAUCCUAAGUUACCUCCAACAUUUGAUAACAUUAUAGCUGAAGUUCAAAAGAAUGCUACUACUCUUUUAGGAAUUCAUAUUAGAAGUGCUUUAGCUAGUAAGAAGAUUUUAGAAAUUGAUAGACUGGGUCCUACUGCUUUUGAAUGGGUUAUAGGUGAAAUUCAACAUCAAUUUUAUCGAAGUUUAGCACAUUCCGGAGAAAUGGUUGGAACAAUAGCAGCUCAAUCUAUUGGAGAACCUGCAACACAGAUGACUCUUAAUACUUUUCACUUUGCUGGUGUAGGCUCGAAAAAUGUAACAUUGGGUGUCCCGAGACUAAGAGAGCUUAUAAAUGUUGCUAAAAAUGUACGUACUCCUACUCUAACUAUUUAUCUUGAAAAUAGUAUUGCUAAUGAUCAAGAACAUGCUAAGGAUGUAUUAACACUUUUGGAGCACACUACUUUGGAAAAUAUUACAACUAUGGCCCAUAUUCUUUAUGAUCCUAAAUUUGAUGAAACUAUUGUAGAGGCAGAUAAACAAUGGGUUAGUGAUUACUAUGAAUUUCCAGAUGAUGUUGAUAUAAAAAGCCGAUUAGGUACUUGGCUACUCAGGAUACAGUUAAAUAGCAAACUUGUAACUGAUAAAAAACUUUCUAUGAAGGAAAUAGGAGAUAAGAUUUUAAUGGAAUUUAGUAAUGAUGAAUUAGACUGUAUAUGGACAGAUGACAAUUCAGAUGAAUUGGUUUUACGCUUAAGAAUUAAAAAUCUUGAACCUACUAAUUCUGGAACUCAAGAUACUGUUAUGAACUCUGAAUUCCAAAUAGAUGACGGACAUUAUCAACCUCCUACUCCUCCCGUGGUAGAGGAGCAUAAGUUCCUUGAAAAACUGAUGACAGAAUGCCUUUCACAAAUAACAUUGCGUGGGAUAUCUAAUAUUAAGAAAGUAUAUAUGAAAGAAGAGCAAGUAACUAGAUAUGAUAUACUAAGUCAAAAGAUAGUUAGAGAUAACCAGUGGGUUCUUGAUACUGAUGGAUGCAAUUUAGAAGCUGUAUUAUGUCAUGAGGCAAUAGAUAGCACUAGAACUAUAUCUAAUGAUAUUACUGAGGUAUUCAGUGUUUUGGGAAUUGAGGCUGUUCGUAGAGCCUUGCUUAAAGAGUUGAGGACUGUCAUCUCUUUUGAUGGAAGUUACGUAAACUAUCGUCAUCUAGCUCUACUAUGCGACAAUAUGACGCAGAAAGGUCACCUAAUGAGUAUUACAAGACAUGGGAUGAAUAGAGUUGACAGGGGUCCUUUACAAAAGUGCAGUUUUGAGGAGACUGUAGAAAUACUCAUGGAUGCUGCUAUGUUUGGCGAGACAGAUUACUUAAAUGGAGUAAGUGAGAAUGUAAUGGUUGGGCAACUUUCACCUUAUGGUACAGCCUGUUUCGAUUUAUUGGUAGACUCUGAUAAACUUAGAGACACUGCUACACAUUUAGAUAUUCAUGGGAAUUCCCAAAAGAGUGGUUUUAUUUCAGAUAUAUCUCAGGCUUCAACUGGAGUAUUUUCUACUAACAAGGGAUAUAAUAGUGGGACAUUUGAUUCACCAAUGUCACCUCUUUCACCAAUGUCACCUCUCUAUUCAACACAUGAACCCAUGUCACCUAUGAUAUCUGGGCAGUUUUCUCCAGUUCAAAUGACCCCAAGGUCUCCAAUGAGUCCUGUAUCACCUAGUGGAAUUCUUAGUCCCAUGCCUUAUUCACCUGCAAGUCCCACUUCUCCACUAAUUGAUUAUACACCGACAUCUCCAAUAUAUGCAGUAAGAAGCCCAGCUUAUGGACAUGAAACUGAAGAGAGAACAAAAAAACGAUACAAAGCAAAUAUAGCAACAAGUGCCUACUCACCUACUUCACCCGUAUACUCUGGUGAUAAAGAUGGCGAUAGCUCGAGUCCUUUCAUGUCACCUACUUCUCCAGGAGUGGAGCCUUUAUCUCCUAAUUAUUCACCAACAUCUCCUAAUUAUUCACCAACAUCUCCUAAUUAUUCACCAACAUCUCCUAAUUACUCACCAACAUCUCCUCAUUACUCACCAACAUCUCCUCAUUAUUCUCCAACAUCUCCUCAUUAUUCUCCAACAUCUCCUCAUUAUUCGCCAACAUCCCCCAAUUAUUCCCCAACAUCUCCCCAUUAUUCGCCAACAUCCCCCAAUUAUUCCCCAACAUCUCCUCAUUAUUCGCCAACAUCCCCCAAUUAUUCCCCAACAUCUCCUCAUUAUUCACCAACAUCCCCCAAUUAUUCUCCUUCUUCCCCCCAUUAUUCACCAACCUCACCAAGUUACAAUCCAGCAUCUCCUAAUUAUUCACCUUCAUCUCCUCAUUAUAAUCCAGCAUCUCCAAACUAUUCUCCAUCUUCUCCUCAGUAUAAUCCUGCACUCCCAAACUACUCUCCAUCUUCUCCUCAGUAUAAUCCUACAUCUCCAAAUUAUUCCCCUUCUUCACCUAACUAUGUUUUGUCAAAUGGAAAUAUUGAUUCACCCCAAUACUCACCAUCUUCACCUCAUUAUGAUCAAUCAGUUGCUGCAUAUCAUCCGACUUCACCAUCAUAUACCAGCACAAAUAUGGCUGCUGAAGAAGCUGAAUAUUCACCAACAUCUCCCUUAGGAGGAACUACUAAGUCUCCAACUGAUUAA